Messenger RNA from Moesziomyces aphidis, 378 nucleotides. Lineage: Eukaryota; Fungi; Basidiomycota; Ustilaginomycetes; Ustilaginales; Ustilaginaceae. The record is from the annotation of a GenBank genome assembly.
AUGCAGUUCGACACAAAGUCAAUUGCGCUUGUCAAGAACAGCUCGAUCACGCUCGCUGUGGGAUUUGGGCUCGCUGCUUCCUACUGGCGCUCCUUGCCUCUCCUCGCCUUCGGUCUGUUGACAAUCGCCUUUGUACCGCUGUCGAUUGCUGCAGCCAACGAGCCCCGACCCUCCGAUCCAUGCCCUGCUUGCACCGGAUGGUCGGUGGCCCAAUACAUUGUCCUCGACUCAGAUGGCAACUGUGCAACACAGUGUCAGCCAUUCAUAGUAUUUGUUCGGUCGAAUCUGGUUACUGCUGGGAUCAUCUCUGCGUCCAUCGUAGCUUUGCACAAGCUCGUUAGCGACUACAUCGAGGGUCGACAACGUCGAGACCAAUAG